UGUUUCCGUGCGCUGCUUGUCAUUGAAGUGGAAACUUGUUGCAAGUGCAAGUGCCAGCCGACGUCCCGCCCCGUGAGCAUUUACGCGCCCCCCGCACCUCGCCCUUUUGCCCCUUUCUUUUCAGCCCCAGGACGAUCUCCAGCGGUCUUGGUGUGGCCAGCGCGGCUCGCCAACGACGGUGUUUGUGAUUUUGUGGUGGGAGCGCGAGCGCCGCUGCGGUGGUGCUAGGGCCGUAAGGGCCGAGCUUUCCUGCCCAAGUGUCCACCACACCCAUUAAAAAUAGGCCUGUCGGAUACCGCGGUUAUGGACAUGAUGAUCUCCAACUUGCAACAACAAAGGCAAGUGACGGAGCAGCUGCGACGGGAGGCGGCCAUCAAACGCAUCAGCGUGUCGCAAGCCGUGGCCGACAUCAUGAAGUUCAUCUCUGACCACGAGCAGGAGGACUGCUUGGUGGUGGGCUUCAGCUCGGAGAAGGCCAACCCGUUCCGCGAGAAGAGCAGCUGCAUUCUUCUUUAGCAGGGCCUGAAGUGACUACACCAGCGGGCCCUUGUGUGUGUAUGAAUGGAUGUGUGAAUGUGUGUGUGCUCUCAUGUGUCAAUCGAUCGUGUCUCCCCGCAAUGGAGUGGUUUCUCUCUGUGGACCCCACCUCCUCUCAUCAGGUGGUGGCUAUUUUCAACCUCAGUGUAUUGCCCCUCACUUUGUUCAGUCUAGACACUCUAUACCACUGCACCAUUCUAACAUGUAUUUGAAUAUGUGAUAGAAAAUGUGUGUCCAGUUGCUUCUUUUCAUUAUCUUUGACCAAUUUGUAUCAUUGUCAUUAUGAUUUAGCCCCACUAUCUUAAAAUACUUGUGGUAAACAGUACUGAAUUAAUUUAGUUAUGUUUUGCCAUUGGCUGCAUUGAGACCAAAGCUAGAUUGUCUAUCUUCUUAUAUUAUUAUUAUUAUUAUUGUUAUGAGUAGUGCUGUUAUGGUGUCUCUGGGCCUGCUGGUAAAAAUUGUGUAUGAUUGUGGUUAUAUCUCACAUGUUUCCACUUAGUCUUUCCCUUUUUCUCCUUUGCAAUGAAAGUGACUAUAGAUCAUUUAGUCACUGUUGCCUAAGAAAAUUGACUUAUAAUUUAAUCUGAUAGCAUUUUUGUUCAAGAACACUAUCUGGUGCUACAGUAUAUUAUAUUCCUCUGACCUUUCUCUUCUUAGUUGCUGCCUACACAUUCGUCAUGCUGAAAUGUUAGACAUGACUAAAAUUAAUACUUUUAGAUAUUCUUGACUUUGUUCUGAUUUCUACAUUAGCAAUUUCAAUGUUGUCCUCACAUAAUGACAGUUUAGAUUAGAUUUCCAUCCUAUGUAUCCAAGUAAAUGUUAUUUUCUUGUAAAUUAUAUGCUUUUGUUUUGUCAGUUGCAACGAUUAAAUGAAAGUAAUGCAGUGCAUUCUUCAACUCUCCAAA
Frankliniella occidentalis (western flower thrips) is the source of this 1442-nucleotide messenger RNA. RefSeq names its product guanine nucleotide-binding protein subunit gamma-1 (gene Ggamma1). The record is from RefSeq and is a predicted model, not a curated record. Gene Ontology annotation, molecular function: G-protein beta-subunit binding. Gene Ontology annotation, cellular component: heterotrimeric G-protein complex. Gene Ontology annotation, biological process: G protein-coupled receptor signaling pathway. Bases 304 to 516 code for a protein of 70 amino acids. Lineage: Eukaryota; Metazoa; Arthropoda; Insecta; Thysanoptera; Thripidae. The transcript has a single exon.